Molecule: messenger RNA, 1134 nt
Organism: Knipowitschia caucasica
Lineage: Eukaryota; Metazoa; Chordata; Actinopteri; Gobiiformes; Gobiidae
Source: the annotation of a GenBank genome assembly
AUGGCGGCGUGUGAAGCCAAAACAAAUAUUCCGGAAUAUGAAGUCCUUGAUAUAAACACUAAGCCUUUUCAUAUUGACACUUUCCGGACAGAGUGGCUCAAGCGGCUGCAGCCUGAUCAGUAUUCUUACGAGCCCCCAGACGAGGAGGCUUUUGACGCCAACUUUGUCACAGAAAUGGGCAUUGACGAGGACACGAUGGCCGAUCUAAAGACUAUCUGCAGUGUGGACUCUCUUCUUUGCCACCCCAAAGAUGAGCAGCCCGACACGGAUCUUGUGCCUGACGAUUCGACACUAAGUACCUUGAUACAACGUAAAAAGAGGCAAGAUUACAGAAGCACACAUAAAUGCAGCAAGAACAGACACGAGCAUUAUGCCGAUGAGCUGGAACGAGCUACGGUUGAAAGAAAACCUGAGGCAGUGGAACACCUGAUCCCUGAAGGAGAGGUUCUUCUAACUAUCAAUGUGUUCUAUGCUGCUGUUUUUGAGAAAUUCAAGGUCAGACCGUACAUGACUUUCCUGAUGACCGGAUCACACACAUUGGCCGAGCUUCGGGACGCCAUCUGCUGUGUCAGCGACUUGCAGGUCUGCGGGGAGUUCAGCAACAAUCCUGACACGGUUCCAGACUUUUUGAGCAAAGAUCACUUCAAGUCUGCCUUCUUCUUUUUCGAAGGAGUUUUCUACAACGACAUGCGUUUCCCAGAGUGCCAGGAUAUUAGUAUCACAACAAUUGAAUGGGCAAAGAGUCGGAAUUUCCCAACAUUCACCCAAGCAAAAAUGGAAGACACACGCUUCCAGGACCUGGAAGUGAAAGUGGGCUACCCAUACCUGUACUGUCAUCAAGGAGACUGUGAGCAUCUGGUCAUCAUCACUGACGUCAGGCUGAUGCACCGGGACGACUGCCUGGACCGGACCACUUACCCACUGCUCAUCCACAAGGACCGGAUCGACACAAACAAGUGCGCCGCCUGUCACGUCUACAUCGGCAGGUGGCAUACGACCAACGACCAGCUUGCGCCGAGCGACCCGUGCCUCUUCUGCGACAAGUGUUUUCGAAUGCUGCACUACGACCCUCAGGGCAACAAGCUUGGCCAGUUUCAGGCCUUUCCUUACAUAGACAGAGGUGCCUUUAACUGA